GCGCAGAAGCUGAAUGUGCUCCCGGCAACAGCUGAAGACUAUGAAGAACUGAUAUCUAUCUCUAGUGGGUUAUUCAAAGGAACGGACUAUCUGCCAUUCAGGUAUCAUGAUUGGCUAAAGGAACCCCAGAGAAGAAUGUUUGUGGCCAAGUGUGAAGGGAGAGUGGUGGGCUUCAUAACUUACGUAUUGGAUGGUAAUGGAACUACUGCAGUAAUGGAAGGUAUUCGGGUAGCCCUCUGGAUAAGAGGACAUGGGGUGGCUGGAUUGAUUCAGAGGUUUUGCAUUAAUGCUAUGCUUUCUGACCAUCCGGAGGUUAAAGCAAUUCGAUUCACUCGGGCAGAGGAUCCACCAGCUUCUAUUUUGGCUAAAUGCAAAUUAAUCACCUCUAAGGCAGUGAUCUCGGUGUUCCUACCUGCUGACCAGUUAAAAACAACGCUCAGGUUACUGGAGUCUCGAGUAAAUAAUUUGGACAGAUCUAAAUACUUAUCUGUUCUGGGACCGAAGGAAAUUCUCAGAUUUUUUGAGGAGUCCAGGAAAAGACAACAACUGCUUCCUGGUGGAUUUCUAGUUCAAGGCUGGUUUCCUCUUACCACUCAUAAGUCCAACCUAAAUCUUCUGUUAAAACGACAGAUUGUCUGGAUUUACUCACAUUUUGGGGAUUCAAGUGACUCUGCAUCUUCUUCCAAGGUCACCAUCGGCUGUGAUGGCCCCCAUGCCUAUCUAGAAGAGUUUCUUAGCCUUGGUUCCCCUCCAUAUCCAGUGUCUAAUGCAGAGAGAGUAUACUUUAUAGAUAUUGACAUGUUUGGAAAUGAUCCAUCUUGUGCCAAGGUCCAUGUUCUAGAGCAGUUGAAGAUUGCAGUACAAGCAUUGCCUGCAGGGAGUAGUAUAAUCUGUAUCCUAUAUGCAGAUGAGGGCCUCCGGUCUGAGCUUGUACAACUGUGUGAAGGCCUGACUCCAUUCCCUAUCUCGAAGGAACAGAUGCAAAUGGAGCUGGAGAUCUAG
This is a messenger RNA of Bufo gargarizans (Asiatic toad), 1002 nucleotides long. Its product is annotated as probable N-acetyltransferase 16. The record is from RefSeq and is a predicted model, not a curated record. The annotation marks the transcript as partial. Gene Ontology annotation, molecular function: acyltransferase activity, transferring groups other than amino-acyl groups. Lineage: Eukaryota; Metazoa; Chordata; Amphibia; Anura; Bufonidae. The transcript has 4 exons.